Messenger RNA from Vitis vinifera (wine grape), 3364 nucleotides. Its product is annotated as disease resistance protein At4g27190. Bases 84 to 3053 code for a protein of 989 amino acids. NCBI's taxonomy places the organism in Eukaryota, Viridiplantae, Streptophyta, Magnoliopsida, Vitales, Vitaceae. Gene Ontology annotation, molecular function: ADP binding; ATP hydrolysis activity. The transcript has 2 exons. The record is from RefSeq and is a predicted model, not a curated record.
AUCUGCCUUGGAAGACCUGUACUCUUUUCUGCGACUUCUUGCCUUCAAAAAUUUCUACCUCCUCUUUCACCAAAGAUUCUGCAAUGGAAUUGAUGACUUCUGUUUUGGGUUCAGUGGUAGCUGAAAUUUCUCGAUUUUUUUGUGGCUUUAUCUGGUCGGAAACUAAGAAUUCCGUCAGAUUCAAAUCAAACUUCAAUGACUUGGAAAAGAAGUUAGAGCUUUUAAAAGAUGUUCGAUACAAGAUGGAGAAUGAACUUGAUGAUUCAGUUUCAAUGCCCAAAGUAACUGGGUGGCUUACAGAGGUUGAAGGGAUCCAGGAUGAAGUGAAUUCUGUUCUACAAAGUAUAGCAGCCAACAACAAGAAGCGUUGUGGUGGUUUCUUUAGUUGCUGUCAAUGGAGCAGGGAACUCGCUAAAACACUCGAGAAGGUACAGAUGCUUCAGAAAGAGGGCAAUUCCAUCAUUUCUAUGGCUGCUGCCAACCGAAAAGCCCAUGCAGUGGAGCACAUGCCUGGACCAUCAGUCGAAAAUCAGUCGACAGCAUCACAAAAUCUAGCCAGAAUCAUGGAUCUGCUGAAUGAUGAUGGAGUCAAGAGUAUUGGUGUCUGGGGUAUGGGGGGUGUGGGCAAAACUACCCUGGUAAAGAACUUGAACAACAAGCUCGAGAAUGCUUCUUCUGCACAACCUUUUGGGGUUGUCAUAUGGGUCACUGUGUCCAAGGAUUUGGACUUGAGAAGGAUCCAAAUGCAAAUAGCUCACAGAUUGAAUGUGGAAGUGAAAAUGGAAGAAAGCACAGAGAGUUUGGCUGUUAAAUUGUUCAGGAGACUGAAGAGGACAGGCAAGUUUCUUCUCAUUCUGGAUGAUGUUUGGAAGGGAAUUGAUUUGGACGCUUUGGGUGUCCCAAGGCCUGAAGUUCAUACGGGUUGUAAGAUCAUAAUAACAACUCGGUUUUUAGAUGUUUGCAGGCAGAUGAAGAUAGAUAAAAGAGUAAAAGUGCAGAUCUUGAAUUAUGAUGAGGCCUGGGAAUUGUUUUGUCAAAAUGCAGGUGAGGUAGCCACCUUAAAGCCUAUAAAACCGUUAGCGGAGACCGUUACGAAAAAAUGUGACGGAUUGCCUUUGGCCAUAAUCAUCAUGGCCACAUCUAUGAGGGGGAAGAAGAAGGUUGAGCUUUGGAAGGAUGCUUUGAAUGAGCUACAAAAUUCACAGCCAGAAAAUAUCCCGGGGAUCGAGGAUCAGGUUUAUAGAGUCCUAAAGUGGAGUUACGAUUCAUUGCAGGGUAAGAACAUGAAAUCUUGCUUCCUAUUUUGCUCCCUGUUUCCUGAGGAUUUUUCGAUUGAUAUAAGUGAACUGACGAAAUACUGGCUAGCGGAAGGCUUAAUAGAUGAACACCAAACCUAUGACAAUAUCCACAACAGAGGAUUUGCGGUAGCUGAAUAUCUCAAGGACUGCUGUUUGUUGGAAGAUGGUGACCCCAAAGAAACCACCGUGAAGAUGCAUGAUGUGGUUCGUGAUGUUGCGAUAUGGAUUGCGUCUUCGUUGGAGCAUGGAUGCAAAUCCCUAGUGCGCUCAGGAAUCAGAUUGCGUAAGGUAUCAGAGUCUGAAAUGUUGAAGCUUGUAAAGAGAAUUUCUUACAUGAAUAAUGAAAUUGAAAGGCUGCCUGAUUGUCCAAUAUCUUGCUCAGAGGCAACUACUUUACUUCUACAAGGUAAUUCCCCCCUUGAGAGAGUUCCUGAGGGCUUCCUACUAGGCUUUCCAGCACUAAGGGUACUCAAUCUGGGUGAAACCAAGAUCCAAAGAUUGCCUCAUUCCCUUCUCCAGCAGGGUGAACUCCGCGCUCUUAUACUAAGGCAGUGCAGUUCCCUUGAAGAAUUACCUUCACUGGGAGGGCUUAGAAGACUACAAGUGCUUGAUUGCAGUUGUACUGACCUCAAGGAAUUACCAGAAGGGAUGGAGCAGCUGAGCUGCUUAAGGGUUUUGAAUCUAUCAUACACAAAGCAGUUGCAAACCUUUGCAGCCAGACUAGUGUCUGGGUUGUCUGGUCUGGAGGUUCUAGAAAUGAUAGGUAGCAACUACAAGUGGGGUGUGAGGCAAAAGAUGAAAGAGGGAGAAGCAACAUUUAAGGACCUAGGGUGCCUGGAGCAACUAAUUCGCUUAAGCAUCGAAUUGGAAAGCAUCAUAUACCCCUCCUCAGAGAAUAUUAGCUGGUUCGGAAGAUUGAAAAGCUUCGAAUUUUCUGUGGGCUCAUUGACUCAUGGUGGGGAAGGCACAAACCUUGAGGAAAGGUUGGUCAUUAUUGAUAAUCUUGAUCUCUCAGGAGAAUGGAUUGGGUGGAUGUUAUCUGAUGCAAUUUCUCUAUGGUUUCAUCAAUGCAGCGGACUAAAUAAGAUGCUUGAAAACUUAGCGACAAGGAGCUCUGGUUGCUUUGCUAGUUUGAAGUCUCUUUCAAUUAUGUUUUCCCACUCCAUGUUUAUACUAACAGGAGGAUCAUAUGGUGGCCAAUAUGAUCUACUGCCAAAUCUAGAAAAACUUCAUCUCUCCAAUCUCUUUAAUCUUGAGAGCAUUUCAGAAUUAGGUGUUCAUCUUGGACUCAGAUUCUCAAGACUGAGGCAAUUGGAAGUGUUGGGUUGUCCCAAAAUAAAAUACCUUCUGUCUUAUGAUGGUGUCGAUCUAUUCUUGGAAAACCUAGAAGAAAUCAAGGUAGAAUACUGCGACAAUUUGAGGGGUCUAUUUAUACACAAUUCUAGGAGGGCAUCAUCGAUGCCCACUACUCUGGGUUCUGUUGUUCCAAACUUGAGGAAAGUACAGUUGGGAUGUCUUCCUCAAUUGACGACUCUAAGCAGAGAAGAAGAGACAUGGCCACAUCUAGAGCAUCUGAUAGUGAGAGAGUGCGGAAAUUUGAAUAAGCUCCCUCUGAAUGUCCAAAGUGCAAACAGCAUAAAAGAAAUAAGAGGAGAACUGAUAUGGUGGGACACAUUAGAGUGGGACAACCACGAAACCUGGUCUACUCUCCGGCCUUUUGUCCGGGCCAUGGCCUCUCAUCCAGGCCAACUGUGAGGAUAACCUGCAUGUGUGAGAAAACUCUGUUGUCUUUAUUCCAUCCAUCUUGUUGAACAUGUUCCAUGAACCACUACCAAACACAUGCUGCUACCUCUUUGAUUACAGGAUCCCUGCAAUGAAGGAAGAUUGGGUGGUUCACUAAUGGUUAUUAGGAAAGGAGAAUCUCAUCAACCACAUCGCUCCACAAUCCUAAUCGUCCUAUUCAUAUAAUUUCCUUGUAGUUGAUUUCCAUUUAUUUGGCUGUACAAACAAUUGUAUAAAGCAUGUCCAAUGAUUUAUUAUGGUAUCAGAGCUUUGAAACACUCCAA